UACUCUUGCAUCACGUGUGUUUGGUGUCUUUCGAGUUUGUCGAUAUCAUGUGUCAAAAUAUGUUAACCUUGUCCAAAACAAAGCAUUCUCACAGUCUAACUAUGGUGUAAUUUACUUUGCAAAAAGGUGUUUUUUUAACAAUGACCGUCGGCGUGCACUGCCGUAUGUGAUUGGCUACAUGGGAGCAUCUCGGGCACUGUUGGGAUUUAGCAAAAAAGAAAAAGAAGAUCCUGUUACCACCCUUUUCCGCGAAGCUCGUACUGCACAGAUUCAGAAAAAUUACGACGUUGCCGAAAAGCUCUUCCAUGAUUGUCUGAACGUCGUGAAUGACCAGAAGAAAGAAAAUAAAAUCGAUGAGAGCGAAUACCUUCAUGCAAAAUCGAACAUAUACGACAGCAUGGCCGACAUGGCUCUUUCUCGGGGACAUUUCAGUGAUGCUGAAGUACUGUACAAAGAAACUAUGAAGUGUUGUUUGCAGAUGGGCAAAUCGCAGGAUGACAACGCACUCAUCGAAAUGUCUGUGAAGCUGGCGAGCAUCUACGCCAUGAUGAAACGUGACAAAGAAGCAGUGCAGGGAUUCAAGUUCUGCAUCGACGCACAAGAAAAGAAGGUGAAGGAAAAUGCUGACAGCAGUGAGGAUACGGUGGCUUUACUGGGUCUGGCCCUGGAGAGCUAUGGUCGCUACCUGAUGUACAACAAGAAGCUGGAAGAGGCUCAGCCACUUUUUGAACGAGCUCUGCAAAUCGCCAAGAAAACACUUGGCGAGGAUCAUGUGCAGACGCUGAUUUUGAGGAACGACUUGGCGACAUUGGACAUACUCAACAAGAACUACGUACAGGCGGAGAGUAAUCUCAGAGAAGCCAUUAAGAUUGGGGAGCGAGUGGAUUCUCCCGAAACGCCAGUGUUGUACAUCAAUUUGGGUGCAAUAUUCCUCCGAAAAGCAGACUCUGAUAAUGCACACAAUGUUUGCAGUCAUGCUCUGGUUGUUGCGAAGAAAAUUGGAAAUAUUAUGGCUAUCAGCCAAGCGAAACGGUGUUUGGAAAAGUCCAAACAACUGAGGCUAAGAAAGGAAAAUAAUGUAGCAACUGGGUAAUAAUACUAAUAUACAUAAUAUAAACUGUACGUACAUCUCAGAGGUAUUUCUAUGUGUAAAUACCAAAAGAUUUUUGUCUUUUUUAAUAUUUAUUUUAGAUGUUUACAGGUACGUAACAUUGGUUUUUGAAUAAAUAUUCAGAUCUG
Molecule: messenger RNA, 1239 nt
Organism: Gigantopelta aegis
Lineage: Eukaryota; Metazoa; Mollusca; Gastropoda; Neomphalida; Peltospiridae
Product: tetratricopeptide repeat protein 19, mitochondrial-like
Exons: 2
Coding region: 179-1093 (304 amino acids)
Biological process (GO): mitochondrial respiratory chain complex III assembly
Cellular component (GO): mitochondrial inner membrane
Molecular function (GO): protein binding
Source: RefSeq, a predicted model, not a curated record